AUGACGGACAGGGUUCGACGCAACGGCCAGCUCUCCUCGUGUGAGCCCUGCCGCAAGUCUAAGCUUCGAUGCGACCACAAAAGACCCAUUUGCGGGAGGUGCGCCCGUCGCCGUCUGUCGGAACAGCAAUGCCACUACCAUCCAGCUCCGAUGGCGAAACAGCUCACGCCCCUGAGCGAAAAAGGAUUACCUUCUCAGCGGCAAGCUACAGAUUCCAUGACGGCAGCCUCCAGUCCUGUUACAGGGAGCUUUCGCUCUUACGAACCCGUGAAUAUGAAUGGCAAUUUAUUGUGCUUUGCUGACCCAAACACUGCCACCGCGCCGCGGCCAUAUAUAUCCCUAACAACGUCUGGCGUGACCACGCCUCAGCUCUUCGAGCCAAACAUAGAUAUGAUCGCUGAGGGGGCUAAGCUGUUAGAUGAUAUUCUGGGGCUUAUAACGGAAAUUGGAGAGCCGCUUGAAAGUCUCUCCACCGACGAUAAUUGUUGCUCUUUCCAUGGACCACUUGUCGAGGCAUCAUGGAAAGCGACUGACAGCAGCAUGAGAAGCUUGAUCGAUGAUCGUUCUGUUGCUACCUUGCAAUCGGUAUCUCGGGCAAUAUUCGAGCGAACGUCUUUGCCCCCAUUCUUUCCUCCUACUGCAGCUGACGGUGCCUUGGGCGCUGCUUUUGCCUCACAGGCCUUGCGCUGGGAUCUGAUCGGCUUAUACUGUGCGCAGAUCGGUGUGUAUCUUGGCGGAGAAAGAGACAAGUCUUUCAAUCCCAUGAUCCACAAGACGUGGAAAUCAGACCGAAAAACCUUGAUGCAAAAGACCUUCCAAAUGUGCUUGCAGUGUGAAUCAUUUUGCAACGUCGUUGGCUCUGUCAACGAUUUUGCAAUAUGGUUUCUCACAAUGACGAUGCUGUAUGCUACGUGGUGCUUUGGCGAUGACUCCUACCAUGUAAUGCGGCUGAUGGGUAGCAUCUCGUCCGUUUUCUUCGCCAUGGGCUUUCACAAGGGCUGUCAGAACGAUGGAUCUAUACCGUUUUACAUGGUUGAAAUUAGAAAGAGAAUAAUUGGUUGGGUGCACGAUCACGACAAGGUCCAAGCUACCUUCACUUCGCGACCGGUUCAUCUAAGCCGUCACUUUUGUACAAUAGAAAUGCCCCUUGAUGUACCAGACUCUGUCCUUACGGACACCACUGAGACCUUCCUCAGAGCUUGCGAAGAUUUGGAUGAGAAUGGCUGGAAUACACAAAAGGCCGUAUUACCUGUUUCUCGUCAGCGAGUCCAAAUAAUGCUCUGUGUGAUCCGUGAAGAGACUUUGGAGCUUAGGAUGGGGUCUGCUGCCCCCGAUAUUGAAGUUAAAGCAGCGCGCGUUCUGCGAAAGUUGAAGUCGACCUGGCAGUCAAUACCACCCCACAUGAGGUUUGAGACAAUGCAGCGGAAACUAGAUCAGAAAGAUGAUGUGUCUAUACACAGCCUGCGAUUGGAGUACCUGUACACGGAAUUUCUCCUGUAUACUCUGCUUGCUAAUUCCGGCGGGGAUGCUCGUGUAAAUCUUAUCAAAGUUGCACACGAGGUGCUCAACCUGGUUCUCUUACCGACAAGAAAGAGAGACUUGUUACAAAGCAAUAGAGCAAAUAUGGAAUGGACUCUCGUAUUUUACGCUAUGCCUUGCGCAAGCGUGUUGAUCAUAGAGCUCAUGCGACACAAACGGCACCCCGAAGAGCAGCCAAUCACGAAUCGAAGUGGCAUUAUCCAAGAUAUCAGUGUCUUAAUCUCGUGUUGCGAUUCUUUGACAGAGACCGGACAAAGUAAUUAUCAAAUCUGCAAGCAGGCCCAGUCGAUCUUUUCCAGAAGCCUUGAUUCGAUUCUCAACCACUCGGAAUUGUCUCAGGCGAGCGCUGGACACCCAUCAAUGAACCAUCACGAGUACCCGGAGCAAAGCCGGCAAGAGCGGAUGAGUUCUGUGAGCUCCGAGCCACCCAAUGUAGUUAUUCAAGACCCUGAGUGGACGGCAUGGCUGGACUCAAUAGGCUUGCAGGGAGACCCGUGGUUUGACUCGAUAAUCCCGACUCUGGAGCUUCCCACGAAUGAAAUUUGA
Penicillium chermesinum is the source of this 2085-nucleotide messenger RNA. RefSeq lists its product as uncharacterized. Gene Ontology annotation, biological process: regulation of DNA-templated transcription. The transcript is spliced from 4 exons. The record is from RefSeq and is a predicted model, not a curated record. Gene Ontology annotation, cellular component: nucleus. Gene Ontology annotation, molecular function: DNA-binding transcription factor activity, RNA polymerase II-specific; zinc ion binding. Lineage: Eukaryota; Fungi; Ascomycota; Eurotiomycetes; Eurotiales; Aspergillaceae. Bases 1 to 2085 code for a protein of 694 amino acids.